GCAGAAGAAAGCAGCAGAAGCAUAUUGCCCCCCGAGCAAUAAGCUUACCUGACGUUCACAAGAGAGCAGUAGCUCCGACGACGUAGAAGAAACCUGUGAUCUUUUAGAUCCUCCCAUGGCAGCGCUCAGUUCUUCUGCUCCUUCUAUAACUUUGGCAUUUCAUGCCUUCGUUUCUCCCCGCCACGGCGGCAACAAACCGGCGAUCGCCACCACAUCGGCUACUCAACGACGGCGAGGUCGUACCGGCUUAACGAUGAACUCUUCAGGCAUGAACAACGCCGGCAUCCCACCGAUCAAAGGAUCAGCUACACGAAUUUCUGCGGCUGAUCCUGGUAGUCCCGGCCCAGCUCCGUCAGGAGGAAACAUCCCGAUCCCCGGCAUUCCUCCAUGGACCCAGUGGUUGGUUGGUGCUAUCGUGUUCGCGGUGCCCCUUUACAGACAGUUCAGGACAAUGGAAGAUGAGAUAGAGAAGACGGCGGAGGUGGCGAUCGAGGUGAUCGACAAGGUGGCAGAGGAGACGGAGAAGAUCGCCGACGAGGCUGCCGUCGCGUUCCCCGGCAAUGAAACGCUCAGAAAGGCAGCAGCGAAGAUUAAGGCGGUCGCGGAUGAGAUCGAGGAAGAUGCCGACAAAGCCGAGGCCCUGAUCGAGAAGGUUGAUGAGAUAAAGGCAGAGAUGGAUUCCAUAGUUGAUUCUAUAAUCGACAAGGGCGCCAAGAAGUAAGGACCAUAUAGAUACGGAGCUCAAGGAGAGAGAAAUAAGAGAAAACCAGCGAGCGAUUGUCCAACGCCUAUUUAUCUAAGCUCGUUACGUCGUUUCUUGUCAUGUGUUUGUACAUGGUCGCGGACUCCUUACGAACCACUCACGGAUUUUGUCGAUAAAUAUUACUCCCUCCAUUCCAAAUUGCAAA
Panicum hallii is the source of this 908-nucleotide messenger RNA. RefSeq lists its product as uncharacterized. The transcript has 5 exons. Bases 116 to 721 code for a protein of 201 amino acids. The record is from RefSeq and is a predicted model, not a curated record. Lineage: Eukaryota; Viridiplantae; Streptophyta; Magnoliopsida; Poales; Poaceae.